AUGCCCGAUACUGCAGCCGUCAUCAAACAAGUCCAAACAGAGGCCCAGGAGCGUAUAAAAGAGGUCAUGAAGUUCACUACCGUCUUCGUCACCCUCGCCAUCUUCGCCUCCUCUGCUUUCGCAGCAGCUGUCGCCGAUGACGAAACAGCGGUCAUUGCUCGUGCUCGCAGCGAGGAUGCUGCUGGAAGUGUCGAUCUUCUCAAGCGCGCUUGCAACUAUAACACGCCUUGCAAGGGAUACUACUGGUCCAAAGGGCUCCACUGUGGCGAUGGCAACUAUGGAUGCGUCUACGGCCACGUCUACCAGGUUGGGUGA
Messenger RNA from Serendipita indica DSM 11827, 315 nucleotides. The record is from the annotation of a GenBank genome assembly. Lineage: Eukaryota; Fungi; Basidiomycota; Agaricomycetes; Sebacinales; Serendipitaceae.